Molecule: messenger RNA, 1209 nt
Organism: Cladophialophora carrionii CBS 160.54
Lineage: Eukaryota; Fungi; Ascomycota; Eurotiomycetes; Chaetothyriales; Herpotrichiellaceae
Exons: 5
Coding region: 1-1209 (402 amino acids)
Molecular function (GO): hydrolase activity
Source: RefSeq, a predicted model, not a curated record
AUGGCUGAAAUUGCUCUGCAAGAGCCAGCCAUCGCGGUGGCCGAGCCCGUCCACGCACAAGGCCAGGACAAGCCCCCAAGCGAUGUCUCGGCUCUUGAACUGCUCUGUAAAGCGUUGGGCAUGGAUCUGCACGCAAAGAACCCGCUAGAGGCGCCUGAUGUCGACUUCUUACAGCAUAUGGCUAGACUCCCUGUGGACUUUACUGCUGUCCCCAAUGGCGCUGACGUGGAAAACAUGCGGAAGUGGAUAGAUAGCACGUUGCUGCACGGGCCGCUCGCUGAGGCUCGACUACAAUGUGAUCUCAAAUGUCAACAGCCACCAGUUCCGAUCGACAUACGCAACAUCUCUGUGCCAUGUUCCGAUGGCAGUGGACACAAGUUCGGGAUUCGCAUGUAUGUCCCGAGGAUUGCAAGAAACGAGGGAGAAGCGCAAGGAAUGCCUGCCAUCCUGAUGUUACAUGGAGGAGGUUGGAUCCAUGGGAAGCCGGAAGGCGACGAAGCCUUUUCGAUUCAUCUGGCAUCAGAACUGCGAGCAGUGGUGCUUGGUGUCGACUACCGGCUGGCCCCUGAGCAUCCGUAUCCCGCUGCUCUUGAUGACUGUUGUGAGGCAUUGGAAUGGGUGACCAGGCAUGCUUCAGAAUACAAUAUUGAUGCAAGCAGGAUAGGCAUUUGGGGUGCAUCUGCGGGAGGGAAUCUUGCGGCGGCUCUUGCAAUACGGCUGUCACAAGCAGCGUCAUCCGAGAGGUGUCGAAGUCUUCGGCUAGUCAGCCUCGUCGUCCCUGUAACUGCGCAUCCGAAAGCGCAACUUACGUUCGAGCGCGACCGCACAAUUGGAAAGAGUCAGAAUGGACUGUCUUUCGAUGAUUCUCAACGUGCCCCAGACGCCGUUGUCAAGGAUUUCGAGAAAUUAUACGAACUGUACACAGGCGGUCGGACUGAUCCCUGCGACCCUCUCCUGUCCCCCCUAAUGGCAAAGCUUGACGCCAGUCAUCCGCCCACACAUGUGACCGUUGCUGCAUGCGAUCUUUUGAAGUUCCAGGGCUUGGCAUAUGCGCAACAUCUCCGGUCAGCUGGGGUCAAGGUCGUUGAGGAGGUCCUGCCUGGUGUCCCUCAUGGUUUCACCUUUCCUGUCAAUGCCGAGGUGACGAAGUCCUGGUUAGCCAGGCAGGUGGAUGCGUUUGGUGCAGCGUUCGCGGGCAAGCCUUCUUGA